Molecule: messenger RNA, 3572 nt
Organism: Ipomoea nil (Japanese morning glory)
Lineage: Eukaryota; Viridiplantae; Streptophyta; Magnoliopsida; Solanales; Convolvulaceae
Product: probable LRR receptor-like serine/threonine-protein kinase At1g53430
Exons: 29
Coding region: 50-3289 (1079 amino acids)
Biological process (GO): protein phosphorylation
Molecular function (GO): protein kinase activity; ATP binding; protein binding
Source: RefSeq, a predicted model, not a curated record
AAGAGAUACCAAACAAAUCAGAGAAUUGAAUCAACUCAAUUAUUGAGAGAUGGAAAAGAUGAUAUUAUUAUUGCUGCUCUUCUCUCUCAACUCUCAACUAACCAUGGGAGAAGGAACUGUAACAACAACAGGACCUAUUUCAAAAAUCUGCACUAAGAUACUCAACCUUGCUGACAACCAAAGCAAACCUCUUGGCACCGAAGAUGAGAAAGCCAUUAUUGAAUUGCUUGGAUGUCAGACGAGGACUUAUCGUCAUAACUCGCAUUGUUUCAUAGAACUUGAAGAUAGCGUUACUUGCGACUGCAGUCUCGAUAAAGAUGUUUGCCGGGUGACAGAAAUUGAUUUUUCAAGUCGGGAUUUGGAUGGUAAAUUACCAGAAAUAAUCGGAAGCCUUACAAAUUUAACAUCGCUAAAAUUGUAUUGGAACAAAUUUUCUGGCGAGAUUCCAACAUCAUAUGCAAAUUUAAAAAAUCUCAAGCAUUUGAAUCUUGAAGGCAACAAAUUGGAAGGAUCAAUACCCCCAUUUCUUGGUGAUAUGAAGUUGGAGUACUUGGAUCUAUCUGAUAAUUCAUUUAGCGGUCCAAUUCCAACUCAACUGGCUUCCCUGAAAAAUCUAACAAAUUUGGAUUUAUCUAGUAACUUAUUUGGCGGUCCAAUUCCAAUUCAGUUGGCUUUCCUAAAAAAUCUAACACCUCUGAUUCUAUCCGAAAAUUUAUUCGAUUGUUCAUUUCCUACUCACUUGAGUUCCCUUGUAAAUCUGGAGUAUUUGGAUCUAGCUGGUAUUUCAUUUAAUGGUCCAAUUCCACCUCAACUAAAUUCCCUUGUAAAUCUAGAGUUUCUGAAUCUAUCCGCUAAUUUAUUUAGCGGUUCAAUUCAAAAUCAAUUUGGUUCCCUCGUAAAUCUAAUAAUGCUGGACCUUAGUAACAAUAACCUUUCUGGUCCGCUGCCCUAUCAGCUUAAAAAUCUAGUUCUUCUUGAAUAUCUGAAUGUUCAAGGAAAUAACUUGAGUGGACCAAUCCCAGAUUUCAUUGCACAACUACAAAGUCUCGAAUAUUUGUCUCUACUGGGAAAUAAUUUCGAAGGUCCUCUCCCUGCUGUUGCAUUUUCAAACUUGACACAGCUUGAGAUGUUGAUGGUAAGCGACUUAGUUGGAGGAGGACAGUGGCAGUUUCCUAAUUUUACAAAUAUGGAUUCCUUGAACUAUCUGAUAUUGAGGAAAUGUUCACUUGUUGGCCCUAUUCCUGACAUUAUCUGGAAUCUAAAGGAUCUGUAUUUUCUGGACUUGAGUUUCAAUAGUUUGUUUGGCCAAAUUCCAAAUCAUUCCACCCUGGUCCCACCAAUGUACAUAUUUCUUCGAGGAAAUAAACUCAAUGGGACAAUUCCAACAUGGAUAACCAAUUCGACUAUGAAUAUCGAUGUGUCUGAAAAUCUUUUCACAAACAAUGUUGUAGAAAUUCAAAAUUUGGAUUCAAACUCAUCUAACUUGAACUUUUUCUCAUCCCUUAUUUCCAGUGACGGGGGUACACACUGGGAACAUGUUGGCUAUAACUGCAGCAGCGACCUAAAAAACCAAUUAAAUGACCAUCUAUUUAUAAAUUGUGGUGGUGUAUCAAUGAAUAAAAAUGGAAGUAUUUAUGAAGGCGAUCUGAAUUCAAAUGGAAGUUCAACUUUCUUUCUGAGUAGCAGUUCAAGAUGGGGUUAUAGUAGUAUGGGAUCCUACUCAUCAAUAAAUGACGAAUACAUAAUAAAUGAUGGUGAUGUCUCUCUUUACAAUUCAGCACGUGUAUCCCCAAUCUCGUUGAAGUAUUAUGGAUUUUGUUUAAGAAAUGAUAGAUACACUGUGAAACUUCACUUUGCUGAAUUAGUUAACAACAGCAACUAUAAAACCCCAUAUAUCAACAAAUCAGGUCGAGUUUUUGAUGUGGAUAUCCAGGGAAAGAAUGAACUUAAAAAUUUCAACAUAGAGAAGGAAGCAGAGGGUGUAAAUAAGGCUUACACUAAGGAAAUAGGAAAUGUUAUAGUUAACAAUAAUCGACUGGAGAUUCACUUAUAUUGGUCAGGGAAGGGUUCAAUGAUGUACCAAGGUCCACUUAUAUCUGCAAUUUCUGUAUAUAUUCCUAAAGAGAGCAGUCUGUCUCCUCCAAAGAUGGCUGCAAUCUCAUUAUUUGUCUUAAUUCUUCUAGUAGUGUUGAUAGUUUAUUUAUGGAAGAUGGAAGACAUUAAUUCACAUGAAGGAAUGGUUGAGUUGUAUCCUGGAGGACUUUACAACUUCCAAAAAGUAAAAGUUGCUGCUAAACAUUUCAAGCACAAGCUUGGUAAGGGUGGCUUUGGAACUUUCUAUGAGGCUACACUCGGCAAUGGAACAGUGGUUGCAGUUGAAAAGGUUUCGGCCACAAAAGAUAUAAUACGUGCAUUUCGAGAAAAGGAUUCUACAAUUUCUCUCAUGGAACAUCCCAACCUUGUAAAGCUCAUGGGAUGCAUUGCAGAGAAGAACCAAUUGUUGCUUAUUUAUGAGGAUAUAGGCCAUAAUUCCCUUCAAAAUGAACUUUUUGGUCCAGACAGGUCGAGAUUAGAUUGGCCAAAAAGGCGCAACAUUUGCCUUGGCAUAGCAGAAGGUCUAGCUUUUCUUCACGAGUGCAAGCAGAAAAUUGUCCAUGGAAAUAUCAAACCAACUAGAAUUUUCCUUGACAAACAUGACAAUGCUAAGAUAUCUGACUUCGGAUUUUCCAGGCUCCAUGACCACGAAAAGUCACGGGAAGAAGGAACAGUGGUAUACAUGGCACCUGAAUAUGCAAAAUAUGACCUCUUAACAACAAAGGCAGAUGUGUAUAGCUUUGGAGUUGUUGUACUUAUAGUUGUUAGUGGAAAGAAAGAAAAGAUUUCAAUGUCUAGCAGUGGGGCUGACACCGAGUACCUUCCAGAUCUCGCGGCACGUGAAAAGCAGAGAGAAGGGCAUUUUAUGAAUCUAGUUGACAAAACCAUAUCUAACACAGUGGAUUGGAAUCAAGCAGAUACAAUGUUAGAACUAGCAUUGAUGUGCUUGGACCAGUACCCCGAUCAAAGACCAACCAUGUCUCAAGUUGUCAAGGUUCUAAAGGAACAACUUCCAAUGAAGGAUCUAAUGGAAAGUGUAAAUCAGCUUUCUUCUGUCAGAGAUCGAGAUCAUCAACCACAUGGUGAGAUUAUUUCCACAACUGAGCUCUCAACUCACCAUUCAAAAUCGAGGAACACUUCAAGGGGUGGGAUGAUAGACACCAGCGUUUCUGCUUCUCCCAGCAGCACUGCUUGAAUUCAAGAACAACACUACAAAUCUAUGCUACUUUUCAGUUGUUAUGAUCUGCUAAAAUAAAUGAAUGGUUUUCCAAAAGAAUUAAGUGAGCAUUCUGAAACUCACAAGUGAUGGUGUAAGUUGUUUGUCUCUCUCUUGCUAGUAUGUUUUGCUUUUCUGAAAUAGUUAUGAUAUAUGACAUGCAUGUACAAUGCUAUUAUUUUAUAUUUUCCACUUUGUAAAUUGUAUGUGUGUUGUGUUUCAGCAUGGCACCCCCAAAAUUCAAGUUAUUGGUGUUUUCAGA